Messenger RNA from Colletotrichum spaethianum, 891 nucleotides. Its product is annotated as geranylgeranyl transferase type-2 subunit beta. Gene Ontology annotation, molecular function: Rab geranylgeranyltransferase activity. NCBI's taxonomy places the organism in Eukaryota, Fungi, Ascomycota, Sordariomycetes, Glomerellales, Glomerellaceae. Gene Ontology annotation, biological process: protein geranylgeranylation. The coding region runs from base 1 to 891 and encodes 296 amino acids. The transcript has 2 exons. Gene Ontology annotation, cellular component: Rab-protein geranylgeranyltransferase complex. The record is from RefSeq and is a predicted model, not a curated record.
AUGGCAGCCCAAUUCGAGAACCUGCCAGACGAGCUCAAGCUGGCAACAGCGGCUCACGUGAAAUACGUCCAGAGCCUGGACACCCGCAAGGAUGAGUACGAUUACUGGCUGACGGAGCAUCUGCGCCUAAACGGCAUUUAUUGGGGCCUGGUCGCGCUCCAUCUACUUGGACAUCCUGAAGCGCUUCCCCGCGCCGAGACGAUCGACUUCGUUCUCUCGUGCCAACACGAGAGCGGAGGGUUCGGGGCCGCGCCCGGCCACGACGCUCACAUGCUGUAUACAGUUAGUGCUGUACAGAUCCUGGUCAUGAUCGAUGCCUUGGAUGAGCUAGAGUCGCGCGGCAAGGGGAAGGCGCAAGUAGGCAAGUUCAUUGCGGAUCUCCAGAACCGCGAAAGUGGCACGUUUGCAGGUGACGAGUGGGGUGAGGAGGAUACCCGUUUCCUUUACGGUGCGCUGAAUGCGCUGUCUCUCCUGGGUCUGCUUUCGCUCGUCGACAUCGACAGGGCUGUGCAGCACAUUGUCGCGUGCACCAAUUUUGACGGCGGCUACGGCGUCAGCCCCGGCGAUGAGUCGCACUCCGGACAGAUCUUCACCUGCGUCGCGGCGCUCGCCAUCGCGGGGCGGCUGGAUCUGGUCGAGACGGACAAGCUCGGGCGGUGGCUCAGCGAGCGGCAGGUCGCGGGUGGCGGGCUCAACGGGCGGCCCGAGAAGGACGAGGAUGUGUGCUACAGCUGGUGGGUGCUGAGUAGUCUGGAGAUCAUCGGGCGGACGCACUGGAUCGAUAGGCAGAAGCUCAUUACCUUCAUCCUCAAGUGCCAGGAUCAGGAGCUGGGGGCAUCUCGGACCGGCCUGGGAACACGGUCGAUGUGUGGCACACGUGCUUUGGCAUGA